GUGUUUUCUGCUGCCUGAUGGACUUUGCCAUAGCUCCUGCCUCGGUACCUACCUGGAUGCGGUCGCAGCGGGAUGAUCGGCUUGGCUUGCAGAGCAUUUACUUCUAAUCUCCGGCUUGUGACAUCCUAGCAGAAAGGGGCAGCCCACUCAGGAGCAGCUCCUCUGGCUAGAAAGAGGGGAAAUGGCUGGUGAACGGUUGUGAUGAGACAAUUCCUAGUUCUGGACAUGACCUUCAGCACCACAAUGAAUCAGGAAAAACCUGUCAAAUCCUCCUAGCUCCCCAGCUGUGCAAUUUGCUGCUCCCUCGCUGUUCCCCAGACAGCAGCUUUUCUCACCCAAAGCACAGAAACCAGAAAGUCACAAAUGACAGCUGAAAAGUGAAGCAUUACCAAAAGCUGCGUGAGACUCUGUCAAAGAGAACCUUUAUAUAUAAUUCUCCUUCUGAGCCGGGGAAGCUGUGCAUCCCAUCAGUUCCAAAGAACGGAGAGGAGAUAUGUUCAAGUAACCAACACCAGAAACUGAGCAAAUCCACACACAUUUUGGAAUACCUACACAGUGACCCACAGAAUUUAGAGUUCUCCAUUCAGAAUGGAUGAUCGAUAUAGAAACACAAACCAGGUCUCAGAUGACUACAGGUACCAGGAUGGCAACUACAAUGCACCCAAUGACGGCUACUACCGGGGUGGGGAUGAGCCCGCGCAGGAAGAGGAUGCCCAGAGUGAUGUCACAGAAGGCCACGAUGAGGAUGAUGAGGUCUAUGAAGGGGAGUACCAAGGGAUCCCACACCCAGAUGACAUUAAAGAGAAGCAGAAGAAGCGAGCUCCUGCCGUGGAUGAUGAGUACAGAGACCGCGCUGACCUCAUGGCCGAGAGGAUGGAGGAUGAGGAGCAACUCGCCCACCAGUACGAGAACAUCAUUGAGGAGUGUGGCCACGGACGCUUCCAGUGGACUCUCUUCUUUGUUUUAGGGUUGGCACUGAUGGCAGAUGGGGUGGAGGUGUUUGUGGUUGGAUUUGUUCUUCCCAGUGCGGAGAAGGAUAUGUGCUUGUCCAGUUCCAACAAAGGGAUGCUGGGCUUGAUAGUCUACUUAGGAAUGAUGGUGGGGGCUGUCUUGCUGGGCGGCCUCGCUGAUAAACUGGGAAGAAAGCAAUGCCUCAUCAUAUCACUUGCAAUCAAUGCUGCCUUUGCAUUCCUCUCCUCCUUCGUCCAGGGAUACGGAUUCUUCCUCUUCUGCCGCCUUAUCUCGGGCCUCGGUAUUGGGGGCACCCUCCCCAUCGUGUUUGCCUAUUUCUCUGAAUUCCUGUCUCGUGAGAAGAGGGGGGAACACCUGAGCUGGCUUUGCAUGUUCUGGAUGAUUGGUGGCAUUUAUGCUUCAUCAAUGGCUUGGAGCAUCAUCCCACAUUACGGCUGGGGGUUCAGUAUGGGAACCAAGUACCACUUCCACAGCUGGAGAGUCUUUGUGCUCGUGUGCGCUCUGCCCUGUAUCGCCUCCCUGGUGGCACUGAAAUUCAUGCCUGAAAGCCCACGGUUUUUGCUGGAGAUUGGCAAACAUGAUGAAGCUUGGAUGAUACUCAAGCAAGUUCAUGACACCAACAUGCGGGCCAAGGGUGAGCCAGAGAGGGUGUUUACGGUUUCCUAUAUCAAAACUCCAAAGCAAGUAGAUGAGUUUAUUGAAAUCCAGAGCUCAACAGGGACUUGGUACCAGCGGUGGCUGGUCAGAAUCACGACUACUUUAAAGCAGGUCUGGGACAACGUGCUAUAUUGUUUAACAGCUCAGUACAGGAUGAACACACUGAUGCUGGCUGUGGUUUGGUUUACAAUGGCCUUAAGUUACUAUGGCCUUAUUGUCUGGUUCCCUGACAUGAUCCGAUAUUUCCAAGACGAGGCAUACGAAUCCCGAGUGAAGGUCUUUGAUGAGGAAGAAGUGUCCCAUUUCACCUUUAAUUUCACCCUGGAAAACCAGAUCCAUAGAAAUGGGGAAUACAGGAAUGACAAAUUUAUUGGCAUGAAAUUCAAGGAAGUGAGAUUUGAGGAUUCAUUAUUUGAGGAUUGCUACUUUGAAGAUGUGAGAUCCAGUGAGACCUUCUUUGAAAACUGCACCAUCAUCUCUACUAUCUUUUAUAACACCGAUCUCUACGAACACAAAUUCAUCAACUGCAGGCUCAUCAACAGCACGUUCAUGAAGGAGAAGGAAGGCUGCCACAUCGACUUUGAGGAGGACAAUGAUUUUCUGAUCUACCUGGUCAGCUUCCUGGGCAGCCUGUCCGUGCUGCCAGGCAACAUCAUCUCUGCAUUGCUCAUGGACAAAAUCGGGAGGAUAAAGAUGAUCGGAGGCUCAAUGCUGAUCUCAGCCGUGUGCUGCUUCUUCCUGUUCUUUGGGAACAGCGAGUCUGCGAUGAUCGGCUGGCAGUGCCUCUUCUGCGGGGCCAGCAUCGCCGCCUGGAACGCCCUGGAUGUCAUCACCGUGGAGCUCUACCCCACGGACAAAAGGGCAACAGCCUUUGGCAUCCUCAACGGGCUUUGCAAGUUUGGUGCCAUCCUUGGGAACUCCAUCUUUUCCUCCUUCGUAGGGAUAACCAAGGUGGUUCCCAUCCUCCUGGCCUCCUCCGCCCUGGUUGGAGGUGGGCUGCUCGCUUUGCGCCUGCCAGAGACUCGAGAGCAGGUCCUGAUGUGAGCAGCAGAGGCCAGGGGGCUUGGGUGGGGAGGGCAGAUGUCGAGCAACAAAAAAGAGCCAUGUCUGGAAAACCCAAGGAGUUCAUUCUAUACUGCUCUGUGGAUACCUAAAAGCGAGACGGCAGAGGGAAAGAAGAACCCGCAGAGAUAUAAACAAACCCAUCGUUUCUGACCUUGUUACAGCCCCGAGUGGUGCAUGCAGCCCCCACACACCCCUUGCAGAGCUUGGGUUCCACCCUGCUGGGAGCCUCCCCGUCCCCAUCCAUCCCCCUGCAAGGGCACCAGAGGCAGACAGCGGCUCCAUGCCCACGUGGGUGUGACACUGGGGGACAGACCCCGACCCUCCUGCCUCUGCCCAGCUGUGGCACCCCGCCCUGCCCGCCCAGCACUCCUUGGCCAUCCACAUCAGCUGUGCUCAGGCACGCAGAGCUUCCAGGGGGAGGCAGGUAACCAACCUGCUGUAGGUGAGCUCCAGCAACAGGGGUAAGGCGUGUCUUGAUUUUGGGAUUACCACUCCACCCACCUGGAAGAGUUGAGAGUCCUGACUUCUUGAGGAUGUGAGGGUGGGUGCUCAGCUGUCUCAGAAGACUCAGAGCUUCAAAGCCCUUUCCUGUCUUCGCUGUCUUGGGCACAGGGAAUCACUAGGCACCUUCUUGCUGUGGAAGAGAAAUAUCUGAAUAAUUAUAUAUAUAUAUAUAUGUAUGUAUUUACACCUACUUGCAAACGUACAUACACCCAUUGAAGUGAUCAGCUAUUAAAAGUUAGGAUUUUUAAUUUCUGCACCCUUAAGAGGACUUUAGGAGUGACACUGACACUAAAAACAAAUCUCAGUAAUUCAAAAUUAUCAGGAGUCAUGACCAACUUAGUGAUGCUUCAUUCUUUACAUCCAGAUACCAAAUAUUUAGAUGUAUUAAUGGCUGGGAAUAUAUAUUUCUAUAAUGAUUAAGAGGGGUUUUUUCCUACAACUUUCACCGAAGAGAAAUUGAUAUGGUGUUGGAGCAUUCCACAAACCAAAUGUGUACAUAUUAUCCAGUGUAAAUAGGGGAUUUUUGCUUAAUACCUACAGUACGGUAACUGUGAAUUUACCAGCAUUUUAGCCAUAUUAUUUGAAGAAUACAAUGCUUGAUUUUCUAAUAUACCUGGGUCUCAUUGAAACACUGUAAGCACAGUUACUUAAAGCCAUUUAACUCGUUACACAGGGAAUGCACACAGCAAGCUUUCACUGUACAGAACAUUAAAUUCUGCAUUAAGUGGCACAGUUUAGUUUGAUAUCCUGUGGAGAGCAUUUCUGAAAUUUGUGUGCCCUUUCUAUCACAGGAGUUAAGUCCUGUUGAACCUAGAGGCAAAGUUGUGUAUUUUGGGAAGCCAGAAUGAAAAUCAUCCUGUUCAAUAACACACCAAUGCUCACAAUGGAUGAGAUAACACUAAUUAUAUCCUGUCAACAAGCUCAGCAAUAGACCAGAAUUGAUCUGAAACCACCACAUAGUGCAGCUAAUUUGUCUAACCAGGAUAUUUUGUGACACAAGAAGUUCUUUUGUACUUUUGCUGGUGAUCUUCUCAUUUACCUUUCAUUGGAUCAUCUUAGUUGGGUUUUGUUUAUUUCUGCUUUUUUGGUGUUUUUUUUGUUUUUGUUUUUGUUUUUGUUUUUGUGGGUGGUUUUUUUUUGUUGUUGGUUUUUUUUUGUUUGUUUGUUUUUUUUUUUAAGAAAACCAAGCGAGUCUAGGCUGAAAUCCUGCAGGAGUGAUGUCUCACACCCCUGCCUUUUUCUGCACAGGCACAGUCCCGUGCACUUAGGCUGGCACCAGGGCCAGCCCAGACUGCAGCUGUGGGAGUCAGCAUGGUGCUGCUGCAGGGGCAGCUGAAGGACACACAGGGUUAGAGAUCUCAAGCAGCAAAAGCCUCUAAUGAGCAUCACUUUUAUCAUUGUGUCAAUCAGGGAUAAACACUCAUGGAUCAGCUAGGCUACAAUGGGCUGCUUGAGAUUUUUGACCUUUAAUAUGAGGUUUAUGAAAUUGAUAAUAUCGCAAGCUGCUGUAAUAACUGAGCUUAUUAUGCCUCAUUCCUUCAUUUUUUUGGGUAGCUUAGGGCCUUUUUGGUUUAAUUAUUUAUUUUAUUUAGUUGUCUUCAAAACAACAAGGUUCCUUCUCUAAGGCAGGAGUGAAUGUAAUUAUGUCCUUUGCAGCAGAUCACAGCUUCUGUUCAGAACCACAGCCCAGAAUGUGGGUAUUUUCUCUAAGAAUAUCUGGUCCUUUUGCAUGAUUAGAAAUGAUUUAAAUAUAUAUUUUAAUGCAAAAGAUCACCAUGACCUUUAGGUUUCAUCCAUUUUGUUGGGCUGUGCUUGACAAUUACUACAAUGCAACUGGGCAAGGGGGGAAAAUUUUGUUUAAUUUUCUGGACUAUUUGCUUAUGCUGCUCUGAGGAGCCAGAACCUAUUUGUCUAAAUAUCUCUUGCAUAGCAUUCCUAUUUACAUGUCACCCAAUGCUCACAGCAAACCUGACUAUUUGUGUUCUCCCCUGACAUUUUGCAGUAACAUUAAUGACAUCAUUCAUUUUGCAAAACUUCCCUGUUAAUUUUCGGAGAAGAAAGAAACUGAAAUCUCGAGGAGAUAGAAAUGGCAAGGUAAUAUUAGGAAAUAUUAUCCAAUUUUAGAAACCUUUCUUCUUUACAGAACGGCUCUUUCACAGGCUGCUAAACCUCACCUCACAGACCAGCUGGGACAAGGUAAAGAGUAAUAGGAUCUCAUUGUCAAUGUCACCUGGAAGUUCUUUGCACCCCUAAAAUCCAUGGGUCAAACACUUGAGGGCUAAGGGAUAUUGCACAUGUUGGGGUGCUGGGACAAGUCUCCUACCCCUGGCUUGACCAGGGAGUGUGUGACCUAACAGGAGAGGGCAAACACACACCAGAGCUGGCAUAGGAGAGCCUGGGAUAAAGGACAGCAAUGAGCAGAGAAGGAAGAAAGGAAAAGCAAAGGAGAACUCCCAUCACCUAGCUGAGACACCUAGGACUGGAUUGAAUGCGUUCCCGUUAUUCUCAGCUGAAAGGCACAGGCAAUGCAUGGCUUGCCUUGGAUAGUCCUAUAGUCCUGCUUCUUCAGGGACAGAGAUCCAGGGCAGCAGCUCCAGCUCAGGCACUGCAUUUGGGACACCUGGGCUGACCUGUCCCACACAGUUCCGUGGGGACAGGCUUAGUCAACCUUCCCAACAUGCUUGCUUGCUGUCCUUGUCACGGUGUAAUUCAGCCUAGGCCUCACACUGCUGCUCUCCAGAGCAAAACAGCUGCUGGGUGCAGACCCCUCUGCACUGGCUGGGCUUUGUUUUGGGCUCAGUUUCAGGCCUUGGCCACCUGCUAGGCCUAGCUUCAGUCACGGAUCUUUAAGCCUCAAGCAAGGGAAGAUUUCUCCUCAGGUACCUCCUCUGAUGGCUCAGCUUCAUUUCUGCUGUAAAAAUCAGCAUGGUCCCUGCUGUUCAAGGGCCAGCACAUCUCCUCCCUCAGUUCCUCUGCCCACGUCUGCCACAGUGAACAGUCUCUGUCUUGGAUACACUGGGCCAUCCACGGAGAAAUCUGCUGACCACAGGUCCCCUGAUGGCCUCUGCACAGCUCCAUUUCCACGGAUUCAUGGACUUUACUGCAGCAGGGACACUGAGGACCAAGGCAGGGGACUUGCCUUAAAUCCCAAAGACCUCUUCUAGAGGACAGCUGGAUCUCCUCACGCAUGUGUGGCACACCAAGACAGCCACUUAACCAGGGACAUUGUGGCAUGGGAAAGGUGAGCCCAGGGGAGCCAAACUGGCCUGAUGUGACUUUGUGUCUUCAGCUCUACAGCACUGUAGUGGGACGAGUCCAUUGCUGAAUUUCUGAGCAUGCAGACACGGGCUUUUAUAGGAACACCAAGCACUGUUGAUACUAUUAUUAAAGACCAGUGGUAUUACAAUAAGUGUUCUGCCUCCUUGUAUUCCCUGUUGAUUCAACAGGUUGUGGCAUUGUGAUUUAUUUACUGCAGUUGUGCAGGACAGCUCCUGUUACUGCCUUUGGCUAUGCUACAUCCCAGUGGUGGUGGCUGCAGCUUGUGCUGGGUGUGGUGAUCCCCGCCUUGCCCAUAUCAACAUCACUCUUUGAAAUUCCUUGAAAUGCUAUGGGACUUACAAACGGUGUGCAUGGAUCUUUUGGACUAUAAAGAGGGUGAGUCUUGGAAAACCCAUAUGCAGUGCCAGAGGUUCUGCACACUGGGAAGUGCUCAGGCAUCCUGAUGUCCUUCAGUGAUGCCAGAGAGGCACUGAGGGGUGUCCCCCAAGCCUGGGAGUGGUCCUGCCCCAAGGCUGGGCUCACACAAGGGCAUAGAGCAGGACUGCAUGGAGCUGAGCUUUCUGCAGACGUCCAGGUCCCCUCCAGGUCCUGCUUUGAGACCUCCAACAGCAGAGUAUGCUCUGAUGCUCUUAAGGAGGCCCUAGGUCCUUUUAUACUCCCUGCUUAUGUCCUUUGACUUUCCAAAGGAGUCACAAAACCUGAGAGGAUAUUUUUAGGUUUAUGUAGAUUUGAGCCCUAUGCAUUUUAUUUUGCAUUAAGUUUCUCCCUCAGUUUCUCACCCUUAUAUUAGCAAAUAUUGCUUUUAGGAAGAAUCAAGUCUGGGAACUGUGAAGGAAACAAAAUAAAAUUAAUUUAUUUGCUCUAUGUGAUGCUAGUGCUGUAUAAAUGUACACACACUGCAAGUCCCACUGUAAAUAACACCUGGUGUCGUGCUUUAAUGGAAAGUUUCAUUUAGAUGUUCUGUCAACUCUGUUGUGAAAUAGCCAAUUCCAGUCCCUUGGUUCCUUUUCUUCAUUCAAACCCUUCUUUUAUUUUUUUUAUUUGAUCUGUGUCUCGUCGUCACUGGAAAUUGCAGCUGUUCCAAUGGACUUUGUUUUUGUUCUCUCUGUCACAUUAAAAGGCUGGAAGAAAAAGAA
Molecule: messenger RNA, 7613 nt
Organism: Hirundo rustica (Barn swallow)
Lineage: Eukaryota; Metazoa; Chordata; Aves; Passeriformes; Hirundinidae
Gene: SV2B
Product: synaptic vesicle glycoprotein 2B
Exons: 13
Coding region: 589-2673 (694 amino acids)
Biological process (GO): chemical synaptic transmission; transmembrane transport
Cellular component (GO): membrane
Molecular function (GO): transmembrane transporter activity
Source: RefSeq, a predicted model, not a curated record